Molecule: messenger RNA, 2065 nt
Organism: Oncorhynchus kisutch (coho salmon)
Lineage: Eukaryota; Metazoa; Chordata; Actinopteri; Salmoniformes; Salmonidae
Product: zinc finger and BTB domain-containing protein 26-like
Exons: 2
Coding region: 349-1716 (455 amino acids)
Biological process (GO): regulation of transcription by RNA polymerase II
Molecular function (GO): protein binding; RNA polymerase II cis-regulatory region sequence-specific DNA binding; DNA-binding transcription factor activity, RNA polymerase II-specific
Source: RefSeq, a predicted model, not a curated record
GAUGUAAGAAGGAUUUUAUAAAUAAAUUUGAUUUGAUUUGACUAUGAGUUUUGAGUAAUUGUGCACUUCUUCACAUGAUACUGCAUUGCUCCAAAUAAAAGUUGUACUCCUCAUGCAUUGAGCCUUUAUAAUGUCUUAUGAGCAUUUAUGACAUAUUCAACUGUCUCAAACUGGCUGUUAUUAAGUCAGGAUCAUUCAGAUAAUAAUACCAUAUAAGGGGGUCAAAUGCUUAUGACAAGUCAUAAAAUGCAUUUAAACUGCAGCAUCUUCCAUAUACCUGUUAUCAAAUGUAUUGCCAUUGUAUCUGCUCUCUUCCACCAGGCCUGCAGGCAGCUGCAGUAAGCCACCAUGUCCAUGGCCCAGCAGCAGAACCAGGUGAUCCUCCAGUUCCACUUCGGAACCUUCGGAGACUCCAUGCUGCAGAAGAUGAACCUGCUCCGCCACCAGACCAGAUUCUGUGACGUCACUGUGCGCAUCAAUGACCUGGAGGUCCCAGGUCACAAGGUGGUGUUGGCAGCUGGAUCUCCCUUCCUCCGGGACCAGUUCUUUCUGCAGGACUCAUCCACGAGGGAGGUCCAGAUCUCCAUGAUCCAGGAGGCGGAGGUAGGCCAUCAGCUGCUCCUGUCCUGCUACACGGGAACCCUGGAGCUGCCUGAGAUAGAGCUGGUCAACUACCUAACUGUGGCCAGCUUCCUCCAGAUGGGCCACGUAGUGGAGCAGUGCACCCAGGCUCUCAAGAAGUUCAUCCAGCCGCGACCCUGCCAGGUGAAACAGCAGCCUCGGGAGGAGGAAGAAGAUGGAGAGACUCUCAGAGCCUCUCAUGCCCAGAGACUACAGGAGCUGCCCCAAGCACAGGUAGUGCAUUGUGAGGUGGAAGAGGAUGAUGAAGACGAUGAUGAUGAUGUGACAAUUCAGCUGAUGACCCCUCCCCAGAGGCAGAAGCGAGACAGGAGUGAGGGCGAGGAGAGCCCCAUCACCAUCGUAAAGGUGGAGUCCGUGUGUGAGCGGGUGUCUGAGAUGUCUGAACGCCCCUCUACCUCCACCGCAGUGCGCUUCCCGACCAGUCCCCCAUUGUCGAAACACUCCCCCGAGCCCCAGCACUCCCUCAUCAACUCCACAGUGGACACCCGGGCUAGCGAAAUGACCAUGCCACCCAUGCCAGGAUACCCACUCAGCCCCCUUCCACUACCCACCUCAGCCACAGGGAGACCCAAUCUGGGGGGGCACCUACGAAACUCAGACAAAUCCCUUCAGUGGUACCACCAGUGCCCAAAGUGUGCCCGCGUGUUCCGCCAGUUAGAGAACUACGCCAACCACCUCAAGAUGCACAAGCUGUUCAUGUGCCUGCUGUGUGGCAAGAUGUUCACCCAGAAGGGUAACCUGCACCGUCACAUGCGGGUCCACGCUGGCAUCAAGCCCUUCCAAUGCAAGAUCUGUGGCAAGACCUUCACUCAGAAAUGCUCUCUCCUGGACCACCUAAACUUACACAGCGGAGACAAGCCCCAUCGCUGUAACUACUGCGACAUGGUGUUUGCACACAAGCCCGUGCUCCGCAAACACCUCAAACAAAUCCAUGGCAAGAACAGCUUUGACAACGCCAACGAGAGGAGCCAACUACACAACGGGAUUCUGGACUUUGAGUAUGGGCGUCUGCAGGACUGUAGCAUGGACAAUAGCAUGGACAAUAAGCCAGUUCUUGUGGGUGACUCUCUGUAGCACUGUAUCGCUUCACAAAUCAAUAGCUGCGUAGUAAUGUUAGCUGAAUUGUAAACCACACUGUAAGGUACUUGAAGGUAUAACACUGAAUACAAGAAGAAGAGUUACUGUAAAAUGAGUACCAAAAAUAUGAACUGAAAUGAUUUGUCCUCAUGAGUAUUGUUUUGGCUAAGGAAGCCUACAGUAGAACCAAAGUGAUGAUAGUGUGUCUGUAGAACAUGUGUUUUUAUUGUCAAUGAUGCCUCUUUUGGAAAUGGGGUAGACGAUAAACACUACUGUUCAAAAGUUUGGGGUCACUUAGAUAUGUCCUUGUUUUUGAAAGAAAAGCAAAAAAAAAAUUGUCCAUUAA